Molecule: messenger RNA, 4449 nt
Organism: Acipenser ruthenus (sterlet)
Lineage: Eukaryota; Metazoa; Chordata; Actinopteri; Acipenseriformes; Acipenseridae
Product: CD276 antigen-like
Exons: 3
Coding region: 901-1599 (232 amino acids)
Biological process (GO): immune response; positive regulation of T cell proliferation; T cell costimulation
Cellular component (GO): external side of plasma membrane
Source: RefSeq, a predicted model, not a curated record
UCUAAAAAAUAAAUAAUUUAUUUAUUUUUAAUUUUGCUAUGUAAUAUCCUCCAUAGGAACAGGCCACAAUGAAAUAAUCAGAUAUGCGUCACACUCGUUAAACCUGCAGGGAAGUCAAAAUUGUACAGUUGCGAGUCCUGACUGCAUUAGCAAGAAUGUCCACAGACGGCGCUCAUGAUACAAUUGGAAUAACUGCAGGCUCGGAUACGUCAUCACACCCAUAUCACGUGACAAUUCGAACUCGGACAUCCCCUCUAGAACACACUGAAAUCGAAACUAAAAAAAGGUCGUUAUUUUCCUGUAUUUUGUACACAGUGAUAGCUUCGUGUUUAAUUUUGUUGCUUUUGCCAACUAUAGUACAUGUUAAAAAAAAUGUAAUCUAAUUAGACUCAAACAUAUUUUGCUAUCGAAGGGUAUUUACCACGAGCAUUUCCCCGUCUUCAAAGCCAGACCGCCGCAAGAAAACAAGGGCAGGAUAAAGACAAAAAUAAAUUAACAAAUAUAACGAGACAAAGCAUUGCCUUUGCAAACACUAAAACACAUCUUUAAAACACUUUGCCUAAACGGUUGCCUGUACUCUCGGUGCGUCUCUCUCCGCUCAAGUCGAGUUCUGCUCUUCCUUCUUGUCAUGUCAGCGCUAGAGGAGCCAUUUCAUUGGUUAAUAUCCGUUCAUUACCUGCGUGUCUGGGCGGAGUCUUCAUACUUUUGUUCAGCGGCAUUUAUUAUUCCAAACCCUUGACUCCGCUCAAAUAGCACCCUUAUGACGAUGCUGCUGCUGCUAAAAGAAAUUGAAUUGGCUGUCGCGCUGACAGGAGGAGCAGACUCGUCUGAAGAAGGCAGUGACAGAAGACUGUAACAGGGUAUCGGCUGUGUGAACACUGCAGACACGCGUGGAAAGAGAUGCAGACGGAGCGUGCAAAGAGGAUGGACUCUGCAGGAGAAGAAGCGUCCCUGAAUUCACCUGAGCUGCCCUGGAACCAGCUCUAUUUGAAGACAAGGACCAAGUCCAGGAUCCAGUUAAGGAGGAGAGUGUGCUUCACUGGCCCUCCUGCUGCUGUUACCGGGGUAUUGGCAAUCCUCAUACUGGCUGCUGACAGUGUGAGCAGCGCCAGUGAGUUUGUGACAGUCCCGAGCUCAGUGAAGUGUACUGAGGGGCAGGACUGUAUCCUGAGCUGCUCUUUCGACUAUACAGCUGGAGGCUGGGAUGAGAAGUCAGGUGUAAUCUGGAGACAAGCAGAAACACUCUUCACUGUUCACAGAUACUAUAACAACAGGGAGCAGCUUGCCGAUCAGUUCCCUCAGUAUGUGAGCAGGACCAGCCUGUUUGAUUCUGAGCUGCAGCGCGGGAAUGCUUCACUGCUGCUGAGGAGAGUCAGGCAGGAAGAUGCUGGGAAAUACACAUGCUCUGUUAAGGGUACUAGACGGUUUGGGUCAGGCCUGACUGAGGUAGUCGUGGUUCCGGCUCUACUCACAACAGCACCAGAUCAUGUGACAGUCCCGAGCUCUGACUGGAGGGGUUUAGGAGCACUUCUUCCUCUUCUUGCUCUUUGUGUGAUUGCAAAUUUACCCAGUUUAAUACAAGCUCCCAAAACUAAAUAGUCACUUUGAAUUAGCAAACGUGAUCAGUGUUGAAGAGAAAUUUUAAAAAUCACAUUGUUUCCGAGACAAUUGAACUAUAAUCUGUACUCUUGUUGUCUUUGCACGAUAUCAGAACAAUCCAGCAAAGAGAUACAGUAGUUUAUUCAACAUGACAUUAAACUCUUUAGCUCCAGGAUGCACAUCAAAGGAAAGAGCACUUGCAUUACCAUGCUUUUAAAAUUAACUAUAAAAGCAAUAAGUAUUAGCUUUAUCAAAACAUAUUUUAUUCAUUGUUCAGCCUGAAACUUGUACAUUGAUAAGCAUGAACAAACCAUGGAAAAUGAACCAGCAGAGCAUCUUUAUUGCAAAACAACCACAUGAAAUACUGUUAAUAGGAAAAUAAGGAAACCAAAAUAAUUGAUACUGUGGACUCACAACACACUCAAUGUUUAAACUGGUAAAGACAUAAAUAUUUCCAAGCCUUAAAAAAUGUGCAACAAUAUUCACAGUAUAACUCUAUGUAACAGUUUUUUGUUUAUACAGAUUACAUUGGUCUAUUUUGUAGCAUCAGCUACACCUGUGCAGCAUAAGGAGCUGGCUGCCUGCUGCACUUCAUUGUGUGUCAGGAAACCUGGCUCGGUUAUUAUCAAGUCUAAUACAAAUUCUUAAGCUGUUAAAUAUAAUGGAAUCAAAUGCAAUGGUUUCAAGGGUUUCACGGUAAAUGCUGAAAAUUCAAAGUAAUUAUUCAAUCCAGUGUUUUCUACUCAACUCCAUGUUUAGCUAUUUUCUUGCAGCAGUUCUUAGUUACCUGGAGUCAGUUUUUGUGGAGAGAGAAGGGUGUGGCGUUUGUUAGAAACCUAUUCUAAUCGACUGUGUUUUGAAGAAGAAAGAGAACACUCAGGAAAGAAAGAGUAUCUAAGACUUUAAUCCCGAUUUAUAAAUAACUUCUUGAGCUGAGUUUAUUUUUUUCUGCCCUGGGCAAGGACAGUUUCAAUGAGGACAUUAUUUCUUUCUCUUUUUGGACCUUUGCAUUGGUUUUGGGUGAAUUCUGCCCUGUGGAGACGGCCUCCAGUUGGACUAUUUGUUUUUCAUGUCGAUUGCACAUAUUUAUUUUAUUUGUGAAUGUGUUUUUUUUUUUUUUAAUUUGUUUUCUUUGGCAGACUCACACCCAAUAUUUCUAUUUGUUUUGUUGUUCUCCACACCUCAAAACAGGUGUUUAGGAGCACUUCUUCCUCUUCUUGCUCUUUGUGUGAUUGGAAGUCUCUGUGUUGGUCUGUGGCUCUAUAAAACACACACAUGUCACAGGUGGAAGUCCAGCAAGGCUUCUACUCCAGCACAGGCAGUGUUGUUAUCAGACGUGAUCGAGGAGCCCAGUGAAGUCAGACCACUCCCCUGCACUGCUCAAUUUACCCAGUUUAAUACAAGCUCCCAAAACAAAAUAGUCACUUUCAAUUAGGAAACGUGAUCAGUGUUGAAGAGAAAUUUUAAAAAUCACAUUGUUUCCGAGACAAUUGCACUAUAAUCUGUACUCUCGUUGUCUUUGCACGAUAUCAGAACAAUCCAGCAAAGAGAUACAGUAGUUUAUUCAACAUGACAUUAACCUCUUCAGCUCCAGGAUGCACAUCAAAGGAAAGAGCACUUGCAUUACCAUGCUUUUAAAAUGAACUAUAAAAGCAAUAAGUAUUAGCUUUAUCAAAACAUAUUUUAUUUAUUGUUCAGCCUCAAACUUGUACAUUGAUAAGCAUGAACAAACCAUGGAAAAUGAACCAGCAGAGCAUCUUCAUUGCAAAACAACCUCAUGAAAUACUGUUAAUAGGAAAAUAAGGAAUCCGUGUAAAUAUGAAGAAAUAAGUUUAUACUGUGGGCUCACAACACACUCACAAUGCUUAAACUGGUAAAGACAUAAAUAUUUCCAAGCCUUAAAAAAUGUGCAACAAUAUUCACAGUAUAACUCUAUGUAACAGUUUUUUGUUAAUAAAAAUUACAUUGGUAUAUUUUGUAGCAUCAGCUACACCUGUGCAGCAUAAGGAGCUGGCUGCCUGCUGCACUUCAUUGUGUGGCAGGAAACCUGGCUCGGUUAUUAUCAAGUCUAAUACAAAUUCUAAAGCUGUUAAAUAUAAAGGAAUCAAAUGCAAUGGUUUCAAGGGUUUCACGGUAAAUGCUGAAAAUUCAAAGUAAUUAUUCAAUCCAGUGUUUUCUACUCAACACCAUGUUUAGCUAUUUUCUUGAAGCAGUUCUUAGUUACCUGGAGGCAGUUUUUAUGGAGAGAGAAGGGUGUGGCGUUUGUUAGAAACCUAUUCUAAUAGACUGUGUUUUGAAGAAGAAAGAGAACACUCAGGAAAGAAAGAGUAUCUAAGACUUUAAUCCCGAUUAUAAUUAACUUCUUGAGCUGAGUUUAUUUUUUUCUGCCCUGGGCAAGGACAGUUUCAAUGAGGACAUUAUUUCUUUCUCUUUUUGGACCUUUGCAUUGGUUUUGGGUGAAUUCUGCCCUGUGGAGACGGCCUCCAGUUGGACUAUUUGUUCUUCAUAUCGAUUGCACAUAUUUAUUUUCAUUGUGAAUGUGUUUUUCUUUAUUUGUUUUCUUUGGCAGACUCACACCCAGUAUUUCUAUUUCUGUUUUGUUGUUCUCCACACCUCAAAACACAUUUAUCACAGUGAUUCCUGUCUUACUCUGCAUUUUUGUAUUGCUUUCUAGCACUCAGCUCACCUGCCUUUUAAUUGUUUGUAUUUAUAGGUAGGAAUUCAAUUUCUAUCAACUGGUUAAAAUAAUUGAUUUUCCGCCCGAGUUGAGAUUGUUUACAAUUUUACUUUUUACAAAAAAAAAUGUUUUGUGAUUCUUUUUUAUGCAUAAUUUUGUAUGUGGUGUACAUA